GAGUUCUAUUUACCAUUUCCAAAUUGAUUUUUAUUGCAAUGAGCUUAGCCGACAUUAAACAGAAGGAAAAGAAAGGCAAAAAGAAUGUGCUACCCAAGUUACGCACUAUCUUGGCCAAUCCAUACAAGCAGCACAUUCCUGUUUUACCCGAAAAUGAAAUGUUGGAGUUUGAAAAUAUAUUAAAAGCGGCAAUAACUGCAAGCGAGCAUACACAGAAAACAUUUGCGACAAACUCGCACAUACAGCUUGGACUGGACAGCUCACUGCGCGCCAUCAAUAGAAGUAGUUUCUCUUGUGUCUUCAUUUCACUUAGUAUGCGACCGUCACACCUCGUUCGCCUGAUUGCAACAAGUGCUGCGAUUAAAAUUCCAACUGCUCCGAUUUACGCACAGCCCAAAUUGGAGGAAUUAACACGGGAGCUGUUCGGUGUACGAGCGCUGACACUGGUGCUGCCGCUAGACCUCAAUAAAAUAAGCAGCGAAUUAGACAAAUGGAUAAGUGCUCGAAAAAAGGCACCAGUUCAAAAACAAAAAGUUUUGAAAGCUGUCAAGAAAAGAAAAGCGAUUGUGGAAGAGUUAAGGAAAGUGGAGAUUCAGCCACAGGUGGCACAGCCGGUGGCGUCUCAAAAGGAAUGGAGCGGUGAUUACAUAUCCUGUGCAAAUGAUGAAGCUGCUCUGAAGCUCGACCAGGUCGAUGUCCAGACAGAAAAACAACAAUUGGGCGCAGCUCUAAGCAAUUUAAUGUUAAAGGCGCAAAGCACAACUAAACCUGAAACUGAAAACACACAAAACUCACAAGCAAUAAGCGAAACAUUGCCAACUGUUGAGCACAUGCAAGUUGACAAAGAUGUGGACGAAUUUCUGAUUGCUGAGCUGUCAAUUUAUCAGCCACUGACUGUGCAUCAGAUUCGAGCUAACCCAGACAAGAAACCCAAAAAGAAACGCAACAAGAAAGAAAAGAAACAAACAGCGCCAAAUAAAACUAACUAA
Molecule: messenger RNA, 989 nt
Organism: Drosophila grimshawi
Lineage: Eukaryota; Metazoa; Arthropoda; Insecta; Diptera; Drosophilidae
Exons: 2
Coding region: 39-989 (316 amino acids)
Source: RefSeq, a predicted model, not a curated record